GUUUUUUACUAACACCGCAGCCAUGUCUCGUCCCAGCGUUACCAUCAUCGGUGCGGACGGCUCUGCCUCCAAGGACACCAUUGCCUUCCCCAAUGUCUUCAAGAGCCCCAUCCGACCGGAUAUCGUGCACAGCACCCACUCCGGCAUGGCCAAGAACCGCCGCCAGCCCUACGCUGUCUCCGAGAAGGCCGGUCACCAGACCUCUGCUGAGUCCUGGGGUACUGGACGUGCCGUUGCACGUAUUCCCCGUGUCUCCGGUGGUGGAACUCACCGUGCUGGUCAGGCCGCUUUCGGUAACAUGUGCCGUUCUGGACGCAUGUUCGCUCCCACCAAGGUCUGGCGCAAGUGGCACCAGAAGAUCAACCUGAACCAGAAGCGUUUCGCUACUGCUUCCGCUCUCGCUGCCUCCACCAGCUCUGCUCUUCUCCUCGCCCGUGGCCACAACAUCUCCACCGUCCCCGAGGUUCCUCUCGUCGUUUCCUCGACUGCCUUCGCUGACGGUGCCAUCGCCAAGACCUCCAAGGCUGUUGCCCUCCUCAAGGCUGUCGGUGCUGGUGCCGACGUUGAGAAGGUCAAGAACACCCGCAAGACCCGUGCUGGUAAGGGCAAGCUCCGUGGCCGCCGCCACAGGCAGCAGCGCGGUCCUCUCGUCGUCUACAACCCCGAUGAGGAUGGCAAGGAGCUCGUCACUGCUUUCCGCAACAUCCCCGGUGUUGAGACCUCUUCCGUGUACUCCUUGAACCUCCUUCAGUUGGCUCCUGGUGGUCACCUCGGACGCUUCAUCGUCUGGACCUCCUCCGCUUUCUCUGCCCUCGACAAGGUCUACGGAUCUACCACCGAGGCCUCUGCUCUCAAGAAGGACUUCCUCCUCCCCAGCGCCAUCAUGAAGCAGCCCGAUCUCAGCAAGAUCAUCAACUCCUCCGAAGUCCAGAACGUUCUCCGACCUGUCCGCGGCAGCGCCAUCUCCAAGCGCACCGUCGUCCAGAAGAAGAACCCUCUCAAGAACUUCCAGGUCCAACUCCGCCUCAACCCCUACGCCGCCGCUUUCUCCAAGAACCAGCUCGGACAGGCCAAGGUUGAGCAGGACAAGAGCGAGAGGGCCGGUGAGAAGUUCGAUGAGCUCCUUCACACCAACUAAAGCGUUGGUUUGUUUUCGGCUCUUCGGUUUCUCAAAAAUUUUUAACUAGCAAAUGGAUGGUUAGGCAAUGACAAGUAUUUUCUGGGCGGGCUGGCUAGCAGGCUCAUGAAAUUCAAAAUAUCCCAAAUGAGGAAUGAAUGAUAUCUUCCCCUUUAAUGUUCACAUCUCUUGCGCCCUCUUUACUCAUA
Molecule: messenger RNA, 1326 nt
Organism: Aaosphaeria arxii CBS 175.79
Lineage: Eukaryota; Fungi; Ascomycota; Dothideomycetes; Pleosporales
Exons: 4
Coding region: 23-1138 (371 amino acids)
Biological process (GO): translation
Cellular component (GO): cytosolic large ribosomal subunit; ribosome
Molecular function (GO): RNA binding; structural constituent of ribosome
Source: RefSeq, a predicted model, not a curated record